Molecule: messenger RNA, 3271 nt
Organism: Rhincodon typus (whale shark)
Lineage: Eukaryota; Metazoa; Chordata; Chondrichthyes; Orectolobiformes; Rhincodontidae
Product: proteasomal ATPase-associated factor 1
Exons: 12
Coding region: 405-1340 (311 amino acids)
Molecular function (GO): protein binding
Source: RefSeq, a predicted model, not a curated record
CACAGGGAGAAUGAGAGGGAAGCGUGGGUUUCCUGUAAAAGACCCGUGCUCUAACGCACCUGGUGCCAUUUCCAACAAUGUGUGACGGAAAGAUCUUUAUUUUCAACGGCACAAGUGUUGAAAAUCUGAGGAAGAGUCAACUGUAUAUGAGCCUGGCCUGAAACUGAAGCUCUCUUGGCUUGAAAAUGGUGUCUAGGCCAGAUAUGUGAUUCUGGAGUUUUUUGUCCUAUGAACAGCUACUUUAUACGGCUGUAUUAAGUGUCAAGGAGUUGGUAAAGAUGGGGUCCCAGUGGUAACAGCUUCAGAAGGGUUUGAAGUCACAGAGAUUACAAAGAAAUUUUUUUCAAUUACAGAAGAGUAUUCUAAUCUCCUGUCCUGAUGGGAAUGCAGCCUCCAAGUUUCUUAUGCCUUAUACAACCUUUUCUGGAAUACACUCAAAAAGUAUCACCAGUAUGGAUAUUUCUAGUGGUGGAGGGCUGGGAGUAUCUUGCAGUACAGAUGGAACAAUGCGAAUCUGGCAAGCCAACAAUGGAGAAUUGAGGAGAGAUCUGGUUGGCCACGUGUAUGAUGUGAAUUGUUGUAGGUUCUUUCCCUCGGGGAUUGUGGUUCUAAGUGGAGGAAUGGACGCUCAGUUGAAAAUUUGGUCUGUUGAAGAUGGAAAUUGUUCUGUAACUUUGAAUGGACACAAAGGAGGUAUUCUUGACACAGCAAUCAUAGAACGUGGGCGCAAUGUCAUCUCAGCCUCCAGGGAUGGAACAGCAAGAUUGUGGGAUUGUGGCAUGUCCACUUGCCUUGCAGUUCUAGUGGAUUGUGGGACUCCCAUUAAUGGCUGUUCACUUGAUGUUGCUGAAAACACAGUGAAUUUGGGUUCUCCUGAGCAUUCACCAAGUGAGCGUGAAAUAGGGACAGAGGGAAAAUUGCUACUUUUAGCCCGUGAAGACAGAAAACUGCAGGGCAUUGGACUUCUCAGUAGGCAACCAAUAUUUAUGUUUGAGGGAUCCGAUGCUUUCAACUGUUGUACGUUCCUUUCAAGUACUCAUAUCCUUGCAGGAACACAAGAUGGUAACAUUUAUCAGCUGGAUGUUCGAAACACAAAAACUCCUUUACAGCUUAUCCAUCGAUCGGGAUCCCCAGCGCUUUCCUUGUUGCCCUGUAGAGAAGGCUUUGUAGCUAGCCAUGGUGAUGGAAGUUGUUACAUUGUUCAACAGGAUCAGGAUUAUGUAAUUGAAUUUACAGGGCCUGACUGUGACCCCAUUUACAAGGUAGUUCUGUGGGAGAAGUUUGCCUACACUUGCUCCAGGGAUAGCAUUGUGAGGAAGUACCAACUGCUGAAUUUCUGAACUCUAUCACAUUGUUCACAGGGAGGGCUCUUCAGAUAAAAAACUGGAACUUUAACCUUUCAAAUACCAUUGUUAAAAGUGCAAAACAAUAGCAUUUGAGUCUUUGAACUGCUGGCCAACAUGCAGGUGCUGGGAAUUAUAGUCCAAUUUGUACAUGCUAAUGAGUCUAAUACAAGGGGAUGAAUUGCACAAAAGUUGUUAAAUGAGGUGCUGCUUUGUAGUAAUUACGUUAUGUCAGUCAUUAUGAAUAUUUUUAUAUACAGGAUAGUAAAACAGUCGCAACAUGCUGGAACUACUCAGGUCGGGUAUCAUUUGUGUAGAAAGAAAUAAAGUUAAGACUUCAAGUGAAUGACCAUUCAACAUAACUAUGAAAAAUAAGAGAUGUCAGUGCGUUUUAAGCAAGAUGUGGGUGAGACAACAUGAAAGCAACACCUGUGAAAGGGUAGAAGACAAGCAAGUUUGGCCCUGCAAGUCUAACGGAAUGGUGAUGGGGCAAGAAAAAAAUGAAAAAUGUGCCUGUAGCAAAUGUGCUAUUUCUGAAUAUGAAAAUAAGAGGGAAGCCAAAACAUGUAAAGAAAAGUAAACUAAAUCAGAGGACAGAGUUUAUAGUCUGAAAUUGUUGAAGUCAGUGUCAAGUCCAGAAGGCUGUAAAGUGCCUCUUCAAAAGAUUAGGCGCUAUUCUUCAAGCUUACGUUGAGCUUCACUAGAACAGUGCAGCAGUCAAAGGGCAGACAUGUCAUUGUGAGAGCAAGGUAGAGAAUUAAAAUGACAGGCUAUGUGAAGUUCAGGGUUAUGCUUGUGGACUGGUCAUAGAUGUUCCACAAACUAAUCAUCCAGUGUGUGUUUGAUCUCCCCAGUUUAGAGAAGACCACACUGUGAGUAGUGAUUACAGACUAAAUUAAUAGAGCAUGUAAAUCAUUACUUCACCUGGGAGAAGUGUUUGGGCCUUUGGUGAGAAGAGGAGGAGUAAAAAUGUUACAUCUCCUGUGUUUGCAGGGAUCAGUGCAAUGGGAAUGGGACAAGAUGGUUUGAAGAGUGAACGAUGGGAGCACCCCAUUAUUCCCAACCUAUUUUAUUCCCUUUUGAUGUAUGUUUUGAUUUUACUUUUAUUCUUGCUUUCAGACUGCUGUUGGCCCACCUUGGGUUAAUUUUCUUUCUCGAUCACUGUUUUCCGUUUGACCCUGUAAAACUAACUCUUCUGUCAUUCUGUUUCUCCAAUCUUCCACUGUAUCACAGACAUUUUUCUUUUUGUCCCAGCUGCUGCUUGCUCAAAACAUACUAAAUCUCUAACUUUCCCUGAAAUAUUCAGUGUUUCACUCUCCAUAGAUGCUGCCUGCCCUGCUGUGUAUUCCCAGUAUUUUGUGUUUUUAUUCCAGACUUCUAGCAAUCAUAGUAUUCUGCUCUUUGGUGGUUAAAAAUUACACCGUGUUCUCCAUUCUUUUAAAUUGUCUGUGGAAAUAAUAGAGCUUAGUACACAGAAUUGAGCUGUCAUUACACAAAGAAUAAAGGUUGUUCUGCAGUUGUGUUUUGACUGUUUCUAAAAAAAUGUAAUACUUAUAGUCAUGUUGCAACGCUAUGUUGGCUCAGAAUGUGGUAAGAUGUGUUCCUCAGUUUUUAACAAUUUUUCUUUUGUAAUUAUGCCUUCCUUUCAUUAAUAAUUUGUUGAUCAUCAAGAAGUUGUCAAAUCUGCUUGCCAUGGCUGGAAAUUUAAUGUGAAAUUUAACAUCCUUUUCUUGAUGGGCAUCUAUGUAGGUUCGACUUGCAAGCAACAGAAGCUUCUGUUACACGAGUCUAAAUAUGUGGACUAAAUAACACAGAACAAAGGUUGUUCUAUGUGCCAAAUAACUACCUACUGCAAGUAAUAAUUCUAUUGAACCUUUUACAAAAUCCCUUUCUGCUAGAUGUGACUAAAUAAAUAUAUUUGCACCUUU